Messenger RNA from Polychytrium aggregatum, 1908 nucleotides. RefSeq lists its product as uncharacterized. Gene Ontology annotation, cellular component: cytosol; cytoplasm. Gene Ontology annotation, molecular function: tRNA binding; lysine-tRNA ligase activity; ATP binding. The record is from RefSeq and is a predicted model, not a curated record. Gene Ontology annotation, biological process: lysyl-tRNA aminoacylation. Lineage: Eukaryota; Fungi; Chytridiomycota; Chytridiomycetes; Polychytriales. Bases 67 to 1722 code for a protein of 551 amino acids. The transcript is spliced from 10 exons.
CUCGCCUCGAUCGACACCACACCAUAACCAUACCGGCACGGCAGCAUCGGCAUUCCAUUUGCAACAAUGCUGCCAGCACGGCUCCUGAGUCCAGUUCGCCCGUAUCGCUGUCUGCUGGCCCCUCUCCGCCGGUAUGCUUCGCAGCCUACACAAGCAGGGCUUCGACAGCCGCCCCAACCAAACCCGCCCCACGACGAUACCCGCGACGUUGCCAAGCUCGAGGCUCUUCGGGAGCUGGGAUACGCCGCAUACCCCGACUUUAGCACAAAGUCGGCCAUCGCCGGACACUCCUGCAUCUCAUCCAUCAUUCAAUCGCAGUCAACGCGGCUGGAGAAUGGCCAAUGGGACAAGUCGGUGCUGCUGAGGACAACAGGUCGAGUCGUUGCAAAGCGCAGUGCCAGCAAAAAGCUUCAGUUUCUCGAUAUUGCCCACGCCGACAGCCAGCUGCAGCUGGUGGCAAAGCUCAGCGAGUAUCAGUCCUCAAAGGAAUUCCAAGAUCUGAUGCCCCUCAUCAAUCCCGGCGAUGUCGUUGAGGCCAUCGGUUAUCCCGGAAGGACGCCCUCUGGAGAGCUCAGUAUCGAGCUGAAGCAGAUCCGCAUUCUUGCGCCUGCCCUGCGGCUUGUGCCAUACAAGCUCGGCUUCGACGACCCCGAAUCUCGAUUUCGAAAGCGGUAUCUGGAUAUGCUUGUCAACAAAGACUCGGUUGAUCGCAUUCGAACUCGCUCCAAGAUCAUUCGUCGGCUGCGUGAGUUCCUCGAUAGCCGCGGAUUCGUAGAGGUUGAGACACCCAUCCUUUCCAGCCAAGUUGGCGGCGCAAAUGCCAAACCCUUCUCGACACACAUGAACGAUCUUCAUCUGGACCUGCAGCUGCGGAUCGCGCCAGAGCUCUAUCUGAAACAGCUGGUCAUUGGCGGCCUCGAUCGCGUCUACGAGAUUGGAAAGCAAUUCCGCAACGAAGGCGUUGAUGCUACGCACAAUCCAGAAUUCACGACCUGCGAGUUCUACCAGGCGUACUCGGAUCUCGAGUCGAUGAUGGACAUGACCGAGGAGCUUUUGCGAGACAUUUGCAUCUCCGUCACUGGCACAGCCACGGCGGAGACAAAGAUCGGCAGUAGUGAGGCACCCGAGCAAGUCGUUCUGGACUUUGGAAAGCCGUUCCAACGCAUCGACAUUGUGCCGUUCCUGGAGGAGCAGCUUGGCCAAAGCCUCCCCCCGCUGAACGAGCAAGCCUCUCUACCCGAGCUGCUGGGCAUCUGUGACAAGCACGGUAUUCCCUGCUCGCCUCCACACACCCUUUCCCGAGUUAUCGACAAACUGAUAUCCCAUUUCAUCGAGCCGAUCUGCGUUCAGCCCACGUUCUUGUGCGGCCACCCGCUCGUCAUGUCGCCACUCUCGAAGGAGCGCCUGCACACGGGAACCGCCAGCCGGUUUGAGCUCAUCAUUGGUCGCAAGGAAGUCAUCAACGCCUACAGUGAGCUGAACGACCCAGACGAACAACGGCGGCGAUUUGAGAGCCAAAUGAAGGAUCGCAGUGCCGGCGAUGCCGAAGCCCAGAUUCUGGACGAAGACUUUGUCACUGCUCUGGACUACGGCCUGCCUCCGACGGUUGGCUGGGGCCUCGGCAUCGAUCGCCUUUGCAUGCUGCUGACGGGCUCGACUCGUAUCAGAGACGUUCUCGCUUUCCCGAUCCUGAAGCCCGUCGCCAACCCACAGACUCAGUGAGUCCGAGAAGAUCGCGUCGCUGGCAAGCCCAAGCAGCACUGGAUCAAGUAGCGACACGACCAUCGUUCUUGAAUACACCCUUGUCUAUCUAUAUACUAGCGCGGCCACGCCCGUCCACAGAAACACCGCGCCGACCCCAGGCGAUCCUCAGCCCGAUCGACUCUCACACACUGUUGGCAAUCUGGG